Diceros bicornis minor is the source of this 767-nucleotide messenger RNA. RefSeq names its product selenoprotein W (gene SELENOW). Gene Ontology annotation, cellular component: cytosol. Lineage: Eukaryota; Metazoa; Chordata; Mammalia; Perissodactyla; Rhinocerotidae. The record is from RefSeq and is a predicted model, not a curated record. Gene Ontology annotation, biological process: response to selenium ion. The transcript has 6 exons.
CAGACCUCGAGCGUCCCCGCCGGAGGUGGGUUGUGCGUCCGCGCUGUCGUGGUCGCUGCGCUCCCGAACCAUGGCGCUCGCCGUCCGAGUCGUUUACUGUGGCGCUUGAGGCUACAAGCCCAAGUAUCUUCAGCUGAAGAAGAAGCUAGAAGAUGAGUUCCCCGGACGCCUGGACAUCUGUGGCGAGGGGACACCCCAGGUCACCGGGUUCUUUGAAGUGACAGUAGCAGGGAAGUUGGUUCACUCCAAGAAGGGAGGUGAUGGCUUCGUGGACACGGAGAGCAAGUUUCUGAAGCUGGUGGCCGCCAUCAAAGCCGCCUUGGCUCAGGGCUGAUGCGCCCUGAAGGCAGAGUCCAGCGGCCUUGGCCCGGCCCCCCUCGGCAGCUGCUUCAUGACGGGAAGGGCUGAAAUCUCCCCUGGACGCCUGGUCUUUCCCUGAGGUUCUCGCAGACGCCGGGUGGGGCAGAGAUCGACGCCCCUGGACUUUGCCUGUGUGUGUGUGAGUGUGUGUCUGUGUCCCGGGAGUCUGGCUUUGCACGCUGGCCCUGCUCCUUCCUCUCCUUGACUUGUCCCCAGCUCCCUGCAUCCCCCGUGUCCCCCCGUCUUCCCUUGGGCGUGUGGGAUGGUCCUGCUCCAGGCUUCCUUCUCAACGGGGAGCUGAGAGAGGGACCAGGAUGAGUGAAUCUCAGAACUCAGCAACGACCGCAACGUUCACAAUUCAGUAAACACUGGAUGAGUUCAGCAAAACGUGCCUGUGUCUGCGUGCG